CACCGAAUCCAAGAUUUUGAGUGUGGGGGAACGUUUUGCUUAUUACCGCCAAAACUGCAAGUUUCAUGCCCUAGUUCAAAAAUUCUCCCGCGUUCUUUGUUGCACCCUUUUUAACACAACCAAUUCACCACUCUCUCCCCCUCUUUCAUCACACUCUCUCCCUCUUUCAUCUGAUCUGAUCCGAGAGUAGCAACAGAUGGCGGGGAAGCAAUCCAAAGUCAGAAAGCCGGAGGUGUUUGGGAAGGGAAAGGUCACGCCUAAUCAGAUUGCUUUCAUCGUUGACAGAUACCUCUGCGACAACAAUUUCUCUUCUACUCGCUCUUCCUUCAGAACCGAAGCUUCUUCUCUCAUCGCCAAUUCACCCAUUCACGAGGCACCGAAGUCUUUGCUGACUUUGGGGGAGAUGCUGGAUGAGUAUAUCUGCCUGAAGGAGCAGAAAGUGAUGUUGGAUCAGGAGCGGGUUGUUGUAGAGCAAGAGAAGAAACGGGUUCAGAUGUUGUUGCAAGGCAUGCAGAAUGUAAUGACUGCUUACAAUGCUAGUGGAAACCUCUCUGCUGCAGCGCCUGCUGCAAAAUCUACAGUUGCAGCUAUUACUCAACCCACAUAUACUCUCAAAUCUCAACCAGGAAUCCACACUUCUGUCCAAAGCAAAUCGAACACGUUGCCACUGCCUCAAUCUAGCAAUUCUAAUGCUCGGAGUGGAAACAUCUCAACACAAACACUGACUGUAUCUGACAGAAAGAGAAAGGAUACCAAAGCUGUGGAUGAUCCAUUGACUGCUAAAAAACCUCGUGGUAGAUCAUCCAAUAGGAAAAUUGUUGUCCAAGGUCAAACUGCUCUGCAACAAUCUGAUAAUGCUGUCAAUACAAUGGUAGCUCAGCCUUCUGCCAUUCAAUCUUCACCUGAGAACUGCAUACCCAGGGAGUCACAACCCCAGGGAUCCAAUGUUGCUAAAUGUUUAUUCAACCAAUCUACAUCUUCUGUUCCAAGUAAUUCACCAGUUCCAAAGACACCUCCUAGAACAAAAUCUUCUCACAGUGAUACACAAAUAUCUCCUGCUGAGAUUUCUUCAGUAGCGGUUACACCCAGUCGAUGCACUGUGAUUUCAACAAAGAGAGUUAUGGUCAGCCCUGCAAAACAGAUGGCUUACAUAGAAAUGAGUCGUUGUAUUUCUCCUGUCAAGACAAAUUCAGAGAAGAUAAAUAAGAGGGAUCAUGUUAGAAGCAGGUUGAACUUUGAUGCUGCUGAUAUGCCUGGGAGCUCGUACAAUCCAUUGUCCAAUGAGAUUUCUACAUCCGAGUCUGAAAAGGAACUGGACAUAUUUGACAUUGAUUUUCCUAAUUUUGAUGCCUUAGGGAUGGACUUCUCCUUCACAGAAAUGUUAAAUGAUCUAGAUUUUUCUUGUGAAGGCAUAGAUUUUUCUUGCCAUCCAACACCAAGUCCUUCAAUGGAUAAUGCUUCAGGGUCAUCUCAUGAAUGCAAUGAUAAUCAUGCUACACCUGAGUUUUCAACUGUGGCUGAAGUACUGUGUGAGAAAGACAUAAAAAUACUAGGCCCUGAUUGUUUGUCUGCAAUGAAAUCUGUCACAAAAAGCAUAACAGUUAUAAGCCCCGAGAAAAAUCACCAGCAGUCUGUGGAUAAGGAAAUUGUACAUAAAAAGUGACUUUGGAGAAUGACUCAGCUUGACUUAUUGAUGCGAGCUCACUGCAGAUGUUUAUAUCUAUUGUUCCAAAGAAUUGUUCGCUGACGUUACACUUAGUUUAUGAUGAUAAUUCGCUAUUCAUUUAUACCUUUCAAGCUUAGCCUAUUUGGUCAAGCUUAAAAAGUGAUUGUAGAUAGCUUCCUCCUUUGUUUUGGUUUAUUAUAAGGAUUAAUAUUACUGGGGUUACAUUUAGAUGU
Molecule: messenger RNA, 1899 nt
Organism: Vigna unguiculata (cowpea)
Lineage: Eukaryota; Viridiplantae; Streptophyta; Magnoliopsida; Fabales; Fabaceae
Product: myosin-M heavy protein
Source: RefSeq, a predicted model, not a curated record